GGAUUCCAAGAUUUUUAACGGGGCUUGGUGUGAAAUUUGGGAUCAGUUUUCCAUGUUUUCCGUGGCAAAAGAGCGGGAAAAGCUGCGUUAUCCUUAGUGCCUGGGAUCUCUCGGGAUUUAUCCCGUCCUUUAGUCCUCAUCCCGAUUUUAUAAAACCCUUUGAGGGGAAAACAUCCACCUUUUUACUUCAAGCUCUUCAAAUUCCCUCCUCUCCUCCCCCCGGGCUUUGGAAUUUUCGGGAAAAUUCGGGAAAAGGGGCGGAACUGUCCGCCUCAUCCCGCUUUUCCUCCUCCUUCCAGAGCGGCGGCGCCUCCGGAGCCGCCGGCGACCAGAACGAGCUCCUGGCCCGGAUUUCCCACCUGGAGGUGGAAAACCAAAACCUCCGCAGCGUGGUCUCCGACCUGCAGAUGGCCAUCUUCAAGCUGGAGAGCCGCCUGAACGCCCUGGAAAAAUCCUCCUCCGGCUCCCACCAGCCCUCGCCCGUCCCUCCCACCCAGGUGAGCCUCGGGAACGCGGCGGGAUUCCCCCUGGGAAUAGAACUUCCGGAGGGAUCGACGAUCCGGGUGGUCAAAUGUCCCGGUUUGGAUCCCGUUCUCCCCCCAAAAUCCCACCAAGUGGGGCUCGAGCAUUCCCAUUCCCAUUCCUGGGCUUUUGGGCUGCCCUGCUCUGACUCCAAGUUCACCUUGUUCCUGUUUUCCUUCCCCUUGAAUAUCUGGUUUUAA
Messenger RNA from Lepidothrix coronata (blue-crowned manakin), 722 nucleotides. RefSeq lists its product as uncharacterized. The annotation marks the transcript as partial. The record is from RefSeq and is a predicted model, not a curated record. The transcript is spliced from 3 exons. NCBI's taxonomy places the organism in Eukaryota, Metazoa, Chordata, Aves, Passeriformes, Pipridae.